This is a messenger RNA of Leptopilina boulardi, 2022 nucleotides long. RefSeq lists its product as uncharacterized. The transcript is spliced from 4 exons. The record is from RefSeq and is a predicted model, not a curated record. Bases 264 to 1355 code for a protein of 363 amino acids. NCBI's taxonomy places the organism in Eukaryota, Metazoa, Arthropoda, Insecta, Hymenoptera, Figitidae.
AUUUCAUAACCUAUAUACAGCUGUUGCAAACAAAAAGAUAAACGCGGAAAAAACGCUAACCUCCAAAAUAGACCGCAAAAAUAAUUAAAAAAAAAGUGAAAAAAGUAUUAAAAUUUUAUUAAAUUAUUGUCAUUCUAGUGGAAAAAUUAAAGUUCGCGUAAUAUUUAAAUUAUAUUUGCAAGAAUUUUCUUAAAUUUUUCUACACAAAAAGAGAUAGAUAAAUUGAAAUAGUGAAUAUAAAUUUGUUUUCGUGAAAAAAAAAAAUGAGUCCAAUUAACAGAGGACCUGGACCACUAUUGGGAAUGAGAAUGACAGUGCCUGGCAUGCGACCGCCACCACCAUUGCUUUCUAGAUUUGGUGCUAGGUUACGUCCAUCAGGAAUGCCACCAAUGCGAAUGCUACCACCAACGGGAAGAAUAUUUCCUCCCAUGCGACAACGCAUGCCUCCACCUCCUUCUCCUCAUCCUCCUUUAAUGCAACAAAGAAUACCAUCACCAAUGCAAAAACGAAUGCCACCACCUUCGAUGCAACAACGAAUGCCACCACCAUCAAUGCAACAACGAAUGCCACCACCACCACCAAUGCAACAACGAAUGCCACCACCUCCAAUGCAACAAAGAAUGCCACCAUCUCCAAUGCAACAACGGAUGCCACCACCUUUAAUACGUCAACGGAUGCCUCCUCCAAGGCCAGGUACUAUUAUGAGACCGGGUGGUCCACUGCCUUUAUUUGGUCCCAGAAUUGGUUUCGGUCCACCACUGAUAAUGGGUCCAAGAGGGCCUCGUGGUCCACCCUUGAGACCUGGUCCUCGAGGUAUGCUUCCUCAUAUGUUUAUGCGACCAAGGUUCCUUCAAGGAAAUAAUACUCUCAAGAACAAAGGCAUUAUUGUCAAAAAAGGAAACAAACUCGAGAUAACAUUAAAAAAAAGCAGUGUCCUUUUGAGUGUGUGUACAUUGGAAUCUGGAUUAGAAUUAGAUUUAAAGAAGCCAUGGAUGACUGACGCAAUACGAACAGAAAUCCAAAGGAAAAAUAAACUCUACACAAAGGCAAGAAAAAGUAAAGAUGCCACAGAAUGGGAAAAUUUUAAAGAUUUAAGGAACAAAGUUACACGAAUGAUACGAGACGCAAAGAAUGAAUAUUUGGAGAAGUAUCCUGAAAAUAAGGCCUUAGUUGAAAAUUCAGUGGAUGAUGCACAGGAAAUUAUCAUGGAUGAAGAAGAAAAUAUUUUAAAAACACAAGAUGAUGAAAUUAUAAUUGAAGAAUCAGAAAAUAUUGAAACACAUCAAGAAUCAAUAAACGAACAAGAACAUAUUAAAUGUCAAGAAACAGUGCAACUUGUUGCUGCACAAAAUUAGAAAAGAAAAAUUAAAAAACAAACAAAAUAUUUAGUUUCAAAAAGAAAAUUUUGUGUAUUAGUUGUUUGCUGAUUAAUUUAAUUCGAUCUUAUGAAAGAAACUAAUUUUAAAAGUAAUAUCAUUUGUUUUUACACAAAAAAAAAAGAAAUAGUAAUUUAAUAUCUACCUGAAAGAAAGUAUUUUAUAUGCAAGUAAUAGUAAAAAUACGUUUAUUUUAUUUUUUUUCUCACCCAAACCGAAUUAAUACUCAGGCAUUUGAACGUUCAGUUGAACGAAUAUAUUUUUACAAUUAUUUCCUUUUUAAAAUUAAAUUUACAUUUAUAGAAAUUAAUGUUUUGCUUUUGUAGUUUUUUUUAAAAAAAAAAAAGAAAAUAUUUCGUUUAUUUGAACAUUCCAAACUUUGGACAUAUCCGUUAAUUUUCAUGUUUAUCUUAGAUGAAUUCUUAUUAUUUUAAAAAAAAAUCGCAUAAUUAACAGUUCAUUAUUUGUAAAUAGAUUAAUUCCUAAUCUAGAAAAUAAGAAUGCAGUGCGUCAAGUUGUGAAAGUAACAUAAGUUUAAAAAAAAACCAGAAAGAAUGAAAUGUAAUUUAUUAGUCAAAGAGUCUAUUUCUAAUAAUCUUUAUAUGAUAUUUAUGUUGGCAAAGUAAAUACAAUGUCUAUAAAUGAA